CAACUGCGAGCAAGCGGCGGCAGCAUCGAACGCCAAACUCCCAACUCGAACUUCUGCUGCCGCUCAACGCGGCCCAACCGACUCCGGUAACAUGCCGAUAUCCAAGCGCAACCGGACCGUGACACUGUCGAAGACGAAGAAGAAGGGGAGGAAACACAAGGAAGCGGUGGCGAACUCGAUCAAGCAGGCCCUGGAGGAUUCCGGCUCCUCCUAUGUGUUCACGCUCCAGAACAUGAGGAAUCAGAGGUUGAAGGAGUUCAGGGAGCGACUCAAAUCCACCAGCAGGUUCUUUCUUGGGUCGAACAAAGUCAUGCAGAUAGCCUAAGGGCGAUCCAUAGCCGAUGAAGUGAAAAGGCCCGCGUUUGUAAACUUUCUAAGGUGCAUUUUCAUGUUCUUCCCCUUCUAAACUUUGUCAUUGUUAUUUGCUAGAGAUUUCAUGACUUUUUAUCAUUGUUCAUGCAAUCCAAUCUGUAUACUGUAUCUGGACUAAUCUUGCCAACGAGGAGGUUCAAAGGUAGUAGUCCUGGAUAUUUGUUUCAAUAUACUUGUUCAAUCUUUUGUGUCUAUAUAUGUUUCUUCAUUGGACAUCCUGGUUAUAAUGGGUUCAUGUCGAGGUGGGGUGCCAUUGUACCCUUCCAAGACCAUUCUGUAGCAGUUGCGGAAGCCUUGCACACUGGCUGCCCUCGGGACACUUAACCUACUGCUUUGGUUAAAUAGCUAUGCUGCAUUCAUUGAUGGUCACUUCAGAUUUUAGGUGUAUGUAGCUGUCUGUCCCACCAAAGGCUUGUGUUGGCUGCAUUCUUGAGUUAUGGAGGUUGAACUAAAAGAGGGUCCGCUGGAGCAGUUCACACAUGAAAUGGAGCCAUAUCUCCGCAAGCAGGGUCUCCCAGUUGGCUUAAAAAAAAGGAGUCAUAGGGCUCGUCUCUGACUUGGCUGUAUGUGAACAAGGAAUGCCGUUGUCUUCUGAAUCAGCUCGAAAUCUACUAACGUGUCUGAUACUACUAGACUCGGAUAGUCAUUGUCUAAGCUCACACUUGGCAAAGUACCAUCAACAAUUAUUUCCUGGGCAGCUCUGCUGUCUUCCUUAAUAGCACCUCGAGAAUUUUUCUUGCCCUCGUUGAAUGGACUCUAUG
This is a messenger RNA of Musa acuminata AAA Group (dessert banana), 1133 nucleotides long. RefSeq lists its product as uncharacterized. Gene Ontology annotation, biological process: rRNA processing; nuclear-transcribed mRNA catabolic process; ribosomal large subunit biogenesis. Lineage: Eukaryota; Viridiplantae; Streptophyta; Magnoliopsida; Zingiberales; Musaceae. Gene Ontology annotation, cellular component: nucleolus; preribosome, large subunit precursor. The coding region runs from base 92 to 325 and encodes 77 amino acids. The transcript has 5 exons. The record is from RefSeq and is a predicted model, not a curated record. Gene Ontology annotation, molecular function: RNA binding.